Melozone crissalis (California towhee) is the source of this 18017-nucleotide messenger RNA. RefSeq names its product dystonin (gene DST). Gene Ontology annotation, biological process: skin development; hemidesmosome assembly; cytoplasmic microtubule organization. The record is from RefSeq and is a predicted model, not a curated record. Bases 10 to 17043 code for a protein of 5677 amino acids. Gene Ontology annotation, cellular component: focal adhesion; cytoskeleton; hemidesmosome. NCBI's taxonomy places the organism in Eukaryota, Metazoa, Chordata, Aves, Passeriformes, Passerellidae. The transcript is spliced from 97 exons. Gene Ontology annotation, molecular function: calcium ion binding; microtubule binding; structural molecule activity.
GCUUGAGCCAUGAUCGCCGCGGCUUUCCUGGUCCUGCUGAGACCCUACAGCAUCCAGUGCGCCCUCUUCUUGCUCCUGCUGCUGCUGGGGACCAUUGCCACGAUUUUAUUCUUCUGCUGCUGGCACCGCAGGCUCCAGAAAGGGAGGCAUCCCAUCAAAUCCGUCUUUUCAGGUCGCUCAAGGAGCCGAGAUGCUGUCAUGAGAACUCAUCACUUUCGCUCUGAGGGCUUUAGAUCCAGCCCUCGCCAUGCCAGAAGACGAGUAGCACCUCGCCUGGAGGAAACACAACCCAUAGUGGAAGCUCACCACCUCAGUGAGCAGGAAACUUCUGUAAGAAAAAGAAAAAUCAAGAAAAGCAGCCGAGUCCAACCAGAAUUUUACCAUUCUGUUCAAGUCACCCCAACUCGAAAACCUAGCUCCGGCAACGCGUCCUACCGAUGCUCCAUGUCGUCCUCCGCCGAUUUCUCCGACGAGGAGGACUUCAGCCAGAGGUCGGGGACGGUGUCGCCGGCGCCGGGGGACACGCUGCCCUGGAACCUGCCCAAACACGAGCGGUCCAAGCGGAAGAUCCAGGGCGGCUCGGUGCUGGACCCCGCCGAGCGGGCCGUGCUGCGCAUCGCCGAUGAGCGUGACAAAGUACAAAAGAAGACAUUCACAAAAUGGAUAAAUCAGCAUCUCAUGAAGGUUCGAAAGCAUGUGAAUGACCUAUAUGAAGACCUAAGAGAUGGACAUAACUUAAUCUCACUUCUAGAAGUCCUUUCUGGAGACACCUUGCCCCGAGAAAAAGGUCGGAUGCGUUUCCACAGACUGCAGAACGUCCAAAUUGCACUUGACUAUUUGAAAAAGCGCCAGGUGAAACUGGUUAACAUCAGAAAUGAUGAUAUAACAGAUGGGAAUCCCAAAUUGACUUUGGGGUUGAUAUGGACCAUAAUUUUGCACUUUCAGAUAUCUGAUAUCCAUGUUACUGGGGAGUCAGAGGACAUGUCUGCUAAAGAGAGACUGCUCCUGUGGUCACAGCAAACAACAGAGGGUUAUGCUGGAGUACGUUGUGAAAAUUUCACUACCUGCUGGCGCGAUGGAAGGUUAUUUAAUGCCAUCAUUCAUAAAUACAGGCCGGACCUGAUAGACAUGAAUACCGUUGCUGUUCAAAGCAACCUUGCAAAUUUAGAACAUGCUUUUUUUGUAGCAGAAAAACUUGGUGUUGCCAGACUUCUGGAUCCUGAAGAUGUUGAUGUUUCCUCACCUGAUGAGAAGUCAGUAAUAACUUAUGUGUCAUCACUUUAUGAUGCAUUUCCCAAAGUACCAGAAGGUGGUGAAGGCAUCAGUGCAAAUGAUGUUGAAGUCAAAUGGGUUGAAUAUCAGAAUAUGGUGAACUACCUCAUGCAGUGGAUCAGACACCAUGUCACGAUAAUGUCUGACAGAACAUUUCCCAAUAAUCCUGUGGAACUGAAGGCACUUUAUAAUCAAUAUUUACAAUUUAAAGAAACAGAAAUUCCACCGAAGGAGACAGAUAAAUCAAAAAUCAAACAUCUAUAUAAACUGCUAGAGGUCUGGAUAGAAUUUGGACGCAUCAAACUUUCUCAAGGCUACCAUCCAAAUGAUAUAGAGAAAGAAUGGGGAAAGCUGAUUAUUGCCAUGCUGGAAAGAGAGAAGACCCUUAGGCCUGAAGUGGAGAGGUUGGAGAUGCUGCAGCAAAUUGCGAACAGAAUUCAGCGGGACAGCCGGAGCUGUGAGGACAAACUGAUACUUGCCCGGAAUGCUCUGCAGUCUGACACCAAGAGAUUGGAGUCAGGGCUCCAGUUCCAGCAUGAGGCAGAGAUAGCUGGGUAUCUUCUUGAAUCUGAGAAUCUUCUCCGCCAGCAAGUGAUUGAUGCCCAAAUUCUUAUUGAUGGAAAAUACUAUCAAGCAGACCAGCUUGUUCAAAGAGUUGCAAAACUUCGUGAUGACCUGAUGGCCCUGCGGACCGAGUGCUCUUCCGUGUACAGCAAGGGGCACGCGCUGACCACGGAGCAGACAAAGCUGAUGAUAUCAGGAAUAACAGAAAGCUUAAACUCAGGAUUUACAACAAACCUAACGCCUGAAUUAAAUGCUGCAAUGACACAGGGUUUAACACCUACUUUGACAUCUGGCCUCUCGUCAGGCCUGAGCUCCAGGCUGACCCCGGCCGUGACGCCCGCCUACCCGCCGGGCAUCCCGCCGCGGUUAAUUCAGAGCUACGUGACGGGGGCCGACAGCGGCGCUCUGCAAACGCUCAAACUGAUGCAAAUCAGAAAACCUCUCAUGAAAUCGGCUUUCGUGGAUCAGAAUUUGACAGAAGAGGAGGUGAACAUGAAGUUUGUCCAGGACCUGUUGAGCUGGGUGGAAGAAAUGCAGGUUCAACUUGAUCGAGUAGAAUGGGGUUCAGAUUUACCAAGUGUUGAAAGCCAUUUGGAAAAUCACAAAAAUGUCCACAAAGCUAUUGAGGAAUUUGAAUCCAGCCUUAAAGAAGCUAAAAUCAGUGAGAUCCAAAUGACUGCCCCUCUUAAACUCAGUUAUGCAGAAAAACUGCACAAACUGGAGAGUCAGUAUUCAAAACUCUUGAACACAUCAAGAAAUCAGGAAAGACAUCUAGAUACUCUUCACAAUUUUGUGUCUCGUGCUACUAGAGAGUUGAUAUGGCUGAAUGAAAAAGAAGAGGAAGAGGUUGCGUAUGACUGGAGUGAAAGAAACCCCAAUAUAACAAGAAAAAAGGAAUAUCAUGCAGAAUUAAUGAGAGAACUUGAUGAAAAAGAAGAAGUUAUUAAAUCAGUACAAGAAAUAGCUGAGCAAUUGCUUCUUGAAAACCACCCAGCCAGGCUAACCAUUGAGGCAUAUAGAGCUGCGAUGCAGACACAAUGGAGCUGGAUUCUGCAGCUCUGCCACUGUGUUGAACAACAUUUGAGAGAAAAUGCUGCAUAUUUUGAGUUUUUCAGCGAUGCCAAAGAAGCCAUGGAAUAUUUGAAGAAUUUAAAAGAUACCAUAUACCGAAAAUACAGCUGUGAUAGAUCAAGCAGUCUUCAUAGGCUGGAAGACCUUGUCCAGGAGUCCAUGGAAGAAAAAGAACAACUCUUGCAGUAUAAGAGCACAGUAGCAGGCCUUGUGGGAAGAGCAAAGGCAAUAAUUCAGCUGAAGCCAAGGAACCCUGACUGUGUACUCAAAACAUCCAUUCCAAUUAAAGCCAUCUGUGACUAUAGACAAAUUGAGAUAACUAUUUACAAAGAUGAUGAGUGUGUAUUAGCAAACAACUCCCAUCGUGCUAAAUGGAAAGUCAUUAGUCCCAGUGGUAAUGAGGCCAUGGUUCCAUCUGUAUGCUUUACAGUUCCUCCACCAAACAAAGAAGCAAUAGAUACAGCCAACAGGAUUGAACAGCAGUUUCAGAAUGUUCUGGCCCUUUGGCAUGAGUCACAUGUAAACAUGAAGAGUGUGGUGUCCUGGCAUUACCUGACAAAUGAAAUUGAAGUUGUUCGAGCUGGCAAUGUUGCCUCAAUAAAGACAAUGCUGCCAGGUGAACAUCAGCAGGUUCUAAGCAAUUUACAGUCCCGCUUUGAUGACUUUGUGGAAGACAGCCAGGAGUCCAAAAUCUUUACAAGCUCUGAUACAGCUCAGCUGGAAAGGGAGGUUAAUGUUUGCAAGCAAUACUAUCAAGAACUUCUGAAGUCUGCAGAAAGAGAGGAGCAGGAAGAAUCUAUUUAUAAUCUGUACAUCUCUGAAGUCAGAAAUAUCCGACUACGACUGGAGAGUUGUGAGGAGCGGUUAAUACGGCAGAUCCGGACGCCGAUGGAGAGGGAUGAUGUACAUGAAAAUGUGCUUAGGAUUUCAGAGCAAGAGAAACUGAAGAAAGAACUGGAUCGGCUGAAGGAUGACUUGGGAGUCAUCACAGAUAAAUGUGAAGAGUUUUUCAGUCAAGCUGCUGGUUCACCUUCAGUUCCUACUCUGCGCUCUGAGCUCAAUGUCGUUAUACAAAACAUGAACCAAGUUUACUCCAUGUCUUCCAUUUUCAUAGAAAAAUUGAAAACCAUCAAUUUGGUGCUGACAAACACCCAAACAGCAGAAUCAUUAGUAAAACACUAUGAAACUAAGUUGUGUGAAGAAGAGGCAGUAACAGCUGACAAAAACAAUAUUGAAAAUCUGAUGGGUACAUUAAAGCAAUGGAGAUCUGAGGUAGAUGAGAAAAGACAAACAUUCCAUGCCUUAGAGGAUGAACUGCAGAAGGCAAAGAUGAUCAGUGAUCAGAUGUUUAAAAUGCACAAGGAACGUGAUCUUGACUUUGACUGGCAUAAAGAAAAAGUUGAUCAGUUGGCUGAGAGGUGGCAAAAUGUUCAUUCUCAAAUUGAAAAUAGGUUGCGUGACUUAGAAGGUAUUAAUAAAUCUCUGAAGUAUUAUAAAGAUACUUACAAUUCUUUGGACACUUGGAUUCAACAAGUGGAAGAUACUCAGCGAAAGAUUCAAGAAAUACACCCUGAAAAUAGCAAAGCAUUGGCUAAGCAAUUGAACCAACACAAGAUGCUGGUUUCUGAGAUUGAAAUGAAACAAAGCAAAAUAGAUGAAUGCCAGAAAUAUUCAGAACAAUACUCAGCUGCUGUGAAGGACUAUGAGUUGCAGACCAUGACCUACAGAGCCAUGGUUGACUCCCAACAAAAAUCUCCAGUAAAGCGACGAAGAAUUCAAAGCUCAUCAGACUUCAUUAUUCAAGAGUUCAUGGAUCUACGGACUCGGUACACUGCCUUAGUGACCUUGAUGACCCAAUACAUUAAGUUUGCAGGUGAUUCCUUGAAAAGACUGGAGGAGGAAGAGAAAUCAAUGGAAGAGGAAAAGAAGGAACAUGUUGAGAAAGCUGGGGAUUUACUGAAAUGGGUGUCAAACCUCAGCAAGACACUCAGCAAAGAAGAAGGAGAAAAGGCUGAAAAGACAGAUUUACCUAAGCAGCAGAUUUCCCUUCAUGAAAUGUCAACCAAAAAAGAACAAAUAGCUGAAGCUCUGCAGACAACUCAGUCAUUUUUAGCUAAGCACAGUGACAAAAUGACAGAUGAAGAGAGACAUGAAAUGGAAAAGCAAGUUAGAUCCCUCCAGGAAAGCUACAGCUUGUUAUCCAAUGAAGCUUUGAAGCAGCUGCAGGAAGCACAUCUGGGUGAUGAAAAGAUGGAAGAAAAGGAUGUGGCUGAGCGGCAGCAGGAGUGCAAGGAGAAGCUGCAGGAGAUCUGUGACUUGCUUACACAGACUGAAAAUCGACUCAUUGGGCAGCGACAGUCCCUUGGCAUUGGAGACAGCAAGGCUGAGCUGGAACAAUACCAGACCAAACAGGAGGAGAUCCAAAAAGACAUGAGAACAAGUGCCCAGACACUGGCAGAGAUUGUGAAAAAUACUGAAGCCUUCUUGAAAGAGAAUGGAGAAAAGUUGUCACAAGAAGACAAGACUGUUCUGGAGCAGAAACUAAAUGAAGCUAAGACAAAGUGUUUGCUCCUUAGCCAGAAGGCAGAAGAGUCCAAAAAAGAACUGGAUAAAGCUAUGACAACGGCAAUUAAGCAGGAAACAGAAAAGGUUGCAGCCAUAGAACAGCUGGAAGAAAGUAAAAAUACAAUAGAAAAUCUUUUGGAUUGGUUAUCAAAUGUGGAUAAGGAAGCGGAGCAUGGCCGGAAAUUUAAGCAAGUGAUAGAACAGAAUGGAACACACUUUGAAGAAGGAGAUGUGAAAGUUUUGGAAGGAGAGGAGGAUGAUGUUAAUGGGAAUCUGCUGGAAAUGCAGCAAGACAUUGAAACUCAGGUGGAUGGACUAGUGAAAAGCAUAGAUGAUAACCUGAACCAGCAGUAUCAGAAAGUCAAGGCUCAACAUGAGAAAAUUAUUUCACAGCAGCAGGCUAUCAUAGUAGCAACUCAGUCUGCUCAGGCACUGCUUGAGAAGCAAGGGCAUUACCUUACCCCUGAAGAAAAGGACAAGAUGCAAAGGAACAUGAAAGAGCUGAAGGCUCAGUAUGAGACUGCUUUGGCUGAAUCAGAGCGAAAAAUGAAAUUGACCCAUUCUCUGAGGGAAGAAUUGGAGAAAUUCGAUGCAGACUAUAGUGAAUUUGAAACGUGGCUGCAGCAGGCAGAACAAGAACUUGACAACUUGGAGGCAGGGGCUUCUGACUUCAGUGGUAUUAUGGUCAAACUGAAAAGGCAGAAGAGUUUCUCAGAAGAUGUUAUCUCUCACAAAGGUGAUUUACGCUAUAUCACAAUUUCUGGACAAAGAGUUUUGGAUGCUGCAAGGUCAUGUAGCAAAAGAGAUGGUGUGAAGGUUGACAAAGAUGGCAUUGAUACUUCAGCUACGUAUGCUGAAGUGCAGAACAAACUGGAUAGAGCUUCAGAGCACUUCAAAUCUCUCUAUACCAAGUGUAGCAUCCUUGGAAAUAACCUUAAAGACCUGGUGGAUAAAUACCAGCAUUAUGAAGAUGCCUCAUCUGGACUUUUGUCAGGUCUCCAGGCCUCUGAAAUAGCUGUGAACAAACAACUCUCAGAGCCAAUUGCAGUGGAUCCCAAAAAUCUCCAAAGACAACUUGAAGAAACCAAGGUUCUUCAGGGACAAGUGUCUAACCACCAAAUUGCUGUAGAAAAACUGAAAAAAGCUGCUGAAGUGUUAUUGGACACAAGGGGAGAGUUGACACCAGACAAAGAUGAGAUUCAGAAAACACUGGAUGAUAUUGUGGAAAGAUAUGACAAUUUAUCCAAAUCUGUGAAUGAGAGGAAUGAGAAGCUUCAAGUAACUCUGACACGAUCCCUAAGUGUGCAGGACGGUUUGGAUGAAAUGUUUGAUUGGAUGGAAGGAGUUGAAAAGAGCCUUAAAGAACAAGAUCAAGUGCCUUUGAAUUCUGCUGCUAUUCAGGACAUUAUUAGUAAAAGCAUUAUGCUAGAACAAGACAUUGCAGGUCGCCAAAGCAGUAUAAACACUAUGAAUGAAAAAGUGAAGAAGUUCAUGGAAACAGCAGAUCCAUCCACUGCAUCCACACUGCAAGCUAAAAUGAGUGAGCUUGCAGGAAGGUUUUCUGAAGCAAGUAACAAGCAUAGAGAGAAGCUUAUGAAAAUGGAAGAAUUGAAGACUAAAGUGGAGUUAUUUGAAAGUCUUUCAACAAAACUUCAAUCAUUUUUAGAUGAGAAAAACCGGGCUCUAAGUGAGACAGAGGCACCAAGAAAGGAUGUCAGUGAAGUGUCCCAGUACAUGCAGGAAGCUAGUGUAGAAUUGGCACAACAUAAGAAGGAUCUGGAAGUUUUGAAGCAGCUCCUUGAAGAACUUUCAUUCCAUGCUCUUCCUGGAGAUAAAGCACUGGUAUCAGAAAAAGUAAAUGCUUUGUCAAAGAAAUUCAAAGAGGUAGAGGAGACAAUAAAAGAAAAAGAAGAGGAUGUAUCAUCUUGUCAGAAAGAAAUGGAUGCUUUUGAGCUCCUUGUAGAAUCAUUAAAGAAAUGGAUAAAAGAGACGACAGAACGAAUUCCCGCAGCACAGCCCUCUCUGAAUACAGAGGCGUUAAAGAAACCUUUGGAAGAUACAUUGAAUUUAAAAGAUGAAUGGACAUUAAAGGCACCUGAACUGCAGAAAAUGAAUAGCAGAGGAACUUUGCUGUGUAGCUUAAUCACUGCUGUGACUUCUCCUGCAAAACUGAGAGCAGUUGCCAAAUCAGGUAGCACAAUUUUAAAUGGUGAAGGAGGAGCUCCAGGAACUCAGGAUUUCUUGAAAAAUAAAGAACUGACAACUGUUCAACAAGCCAUGUCUAAUGUAAAUCACAGCUAUGAAGAUUUGGGAGUUUUAUUGAAUGAAAAGAUUUCAGAACUAGAAAGUAUGCUUUCAAAAAUGCAAAAUAUUCAGGAAGAAUCAGCCUCAAUGAUGCAAUGGUUGCAAAAAAUGGACAAAACUGCAUCAGACUGGGAAGCUGCUCCAACAGAUAGUGAAGCAGUUAAAGCCCAAGUUGAACAACAUAAGCUUUUUGAAACUGAAUUAAAGCAAAGUGCAAAUAAAGUGCAGGAACUGAAGGACAAAGUUACAGAGCUGUUGGAGAAGAACCCUAACUCUCCUGAGGCACCUAAGUGGAGACAAACAUUGGAUAAAAUAGAUUCCAAAUGGAAAGAGCUCAAUCAAGUUACAUCUGAGAGACAACAAAAACUGGAGGAGUCUUCAAAUUACCUGAUCCAGUUCCAGACAGCAGAAGCUCAGCUAAAGCACUGGCUUGUAGAAAAGGAGCUAAUGGUCAGUGUGCUGGGACCAUUAUCAAUUGAUCCUAAUAUGCUGAACACACAAAAGCAACAGGUUCAGAUUCUGCUCAAAGAGUUUGACACCAGAAAGCCACAAUAUGAGCAGUUAACUAUGGCUGGGCAGGGGAUUCUGGAGAGACCUGGUGAACAUCCACCCUCACAUGAAAUUGUAAAAGAGCAACUGGCAGCUGUGGCACAAAAGUGGGACAGUCUAACCAGCCAGCUGAAGAAGAGAUGUGACCGAAUCGACCAAGCCAUUGUGAAAAGCACAGAGUAUCAAAGUUUACUCAGAAGUCUCUCUGAUAAGCUAAGUGCCUUGGAUAAUAAACUCAGCAGCAGCCUGGCUGUGAGCACACAGCCCGAUGCUGUGAAACAACAGCUGGAAAUUGCUAAAGAAAUGAAGGAGGAAAUAGAACAGGAAAUGAAGAAUAUAAAUGCAGCACAAGCUCUUUGUGAAGAACUGUCAACACUGGUUGGGGAAGAGUAUUUGAAAGCAGAACUUACAAGACAAUUAGAUGGCAUCUUAAAAUCAUUUAAGGACAUCGAGCAAAAAUCAGAUAACCAUGUUCAGCAGCUUCAGUCAGCAUACACCACUUCUCAUCAGUUCCAGCAGAUGUCCAAAGACUUUGAGGGCUGGCUAAGCAAAAAGAAAGAAGAGCUGAACCAGGCUCAUCCUGUGUCAGCCAAACUUGAGGCCUUGCAAUCACUCAUUGAAGAACAGAAAGAUUUUAAGAAGACAAUGACCGAUCAGAUUAGUUCCUAUGAAAGAAUUGUUGCAGAAGGAGAAAGUAUCUUACAGAAGACUCAAGGAGAUGACAAAGCAGAGUUACAAUCCCAAAUUGCCACACUCAAGAAUAACUGGGACGAAAUGAAUAAAAAGGUAAAAGAAAGGGAGGACAAAUUAGCAGAUUGUUUGGAGAAAGCCCUCAAAUAUAAGCAGCAUGUAGAAAAUCUGCAGCCAUGGAUAGAGAAGUGCCAAAGCAACCUGUGUGAAUUGAAAGUUGGCAUAAACCCUGUUGAAAUAGAGGAUUCUAUUGUUCAGGUGAGGGCAUGGCAGAAGGACCUGGAUAAACACCAUGGGAUGGUGGAACUAUUAAAUAAUUCUGCUGAAAGUUUGCUCAAUGCAAGUCAAACAGAUAAAGAAAUUAUUCAAGAAGAAACUAAGGUGCUGAAUCAGAAUGUGAAAGUGGUUACAGAACAGUUACAUAAGAAGAGAGAGUGCUUGGAAAAUAUGGCACAAAGACUGAAAGAAUUUCAGGACUCAUCCAGGGAAACUGAAAGACAGCUUAAAAGUGCCAAAGAGCAUCUGGAAGCUCAUGACUCGCUUGGACCUCAGUCAUUCAGUAACAAACACCUGACAAUGAUGCAGGCCCAGCAGAAAGCCUUGCAAGCUUUAAAGCCUCACAUUGAUUUAGCAAAAAAGCUUGCCCAAGACCUGGUGGUAGAAGCUUCUGAUUCAGCAGGUGUUUCUGACCUCUUACUCCAAGCUGAGUCUUUGGAGCAAGAAUACACUACAGUGAAGCAGCAAGUUGAGGAUAGGUGCUCAUUCCUAGAGACCAAACUUCAGGGAAUUGGCCACUUCCAAAACAGCAUCCGAGAGAUGUUCUCUCAGUUUGCAGAGUUUGAUGAUGAACUUGAUAGCAUGGCUCCAGUGGGAAGGGAUCUCAAGGUACUGCAGUCACAGAGAGAGGACAUAAAAUGUUUCAUGAAAAAGUUGGAGGAUCUUAUAAUGAAUAAUGAAAAUGCUAAUAAAAACUGUAAAAUAAUGCUGGCCACAGAAGCUGAAGCUUCUCCUGAUCUUGUUGGUAUAAAGAGAGACUUGGAAGCUCUAAAUAAACAGUGCAACAAGCUAAAAGACAGAGCAAAAGCCAGGGAAGAUCAAGUGGAGGGUGCUAUUUGCCGUGUUGAGGAGUUUUACACUAAGCUAAAAGAAUUUUCCACUCUGCUUGGGAGAGCUGAAGAACAUGAAGAGUCACAAGGUCCUGUUGGAAUGGAAACAGAAGCUAUUAAUCAGCAGCUGAAUACAUUCAAGGUAUUCCAGAAAGAAGAAAUUGAACCCUUACAAGUAAAACAACAGGAAGUAAAUUGGUUGGGUCAGGGCCUUAUUCAGAGUGCUGCUAAAAGUACCAGCACAGAAAACCUUGAACACGACCUUGAAGAUGUCAACACCCGAUGGAAGACUCUUAAUAAGAAGGUUGCCCAGCGUGCUGCACAAUUGCAGGAAGCCCUUCUCCACUGUGGGAGAUUCCAGGAUGCCCUUGAAUCUCUGCUUAGCUGGCUCAUUGAUACAGAAGAUCUUGUGGCUAAUCAGAAACCACCAUCUGCUGAAUUCAAAGUUGUCAAGGCCCAAAUACAGGAACAGAAGCUCCUGCAGAGGCUGCUGGAUGACCGCAAGCCGACUGUUGAGGCAAUCAAGCGCGAAGGGGAGAAAAUUGCGGAGUCAGCAGAGGCUGCUGACAGAGUGAAGAUUCUGAAGCAGCUGAGUUUCCUGGACAGCCGAUGGGAUGCCUUGCUCAGUAAAGCUGAAACGAGGAACCGUCAGCUGGAGGGCAUCUCGGUGGUAGCGCAGCAGUUCCAUGAAGCGCUGGAGCCGCUGGUGGAGUGGCUGACAGCCACAGAGAAGAGGCUUGCAAAUGCAGAGCCCAUUGGGACACAGGCCUCCAAACUGCAGCAGCAGAUUGCUCAGCAUAAAGCCCUAGAAGAUGAUGUCCUAGCUCACAAUAAGAGUUUGCAUCAGGCCAUUAGUGCUGGUCAGUCUCUAAAGACUAUGAGCUCCAGGGAAGAUAAAGAUAUGGUGCAGGAAAAGCUAGAUUCUGCUCAGGCACGAUACAUUGAAAUUCAAGAGAAGAGCAACAGCAGGUCUGAACUUCUCCAGCAAGCUUACAGCAAUGCUCAGAUUUUUGGGGAGGACGAAGUUGAAUUGAUGAACUGGCUGAAUGAAGUCCAUGAUAAACUGAACAAAUUAUCAGUCCAAGACUGCAACACAGAAUUGCUUGAGAAACAGCACUCUGAACUACUGGAUCUUCAGGAAGAGAUUCUUCUUAGAAAACAAAAUGUUGAUUUGGCUAUACAAAAUGGCUUAGAGCUUCUCAAGCAAACAACAGGUGAUGAAGUUGUAAUUGUUCAAGAUAAACUGGAAGGCAUUAAAGCAAGAUACAAAGAUAUUACAAAAUUAAGUUCUGAUGUAUCCAAGACUUUAGAGCAGGCUCUGCAGCUUGCAGGCCAACUGCACUCAACUCAUGAGGAACUCUGCAAAUGGCUUGAUGAAGUAGAGAUGGAGUUACUCUCAUAUGAAACUCAAAUGCCAAAGGGUGAAGAAUUAAGCCAAGUACAAGAAAGACAAAAAGAGCUGAAGAAAGAAGCAAAGAACAACAAAGGCUUGGUGGACACUCUGAAUGAGGUUGGCAGUGCCUUCCUGGAGCUGGUGCCGUGGAGGGCCAGAGAGGGGCUGGACAAGAUGAUAACGGAGGACAACGAGCGUUACAGAUUAGUGAGUGACACCAUCUCUCAGAAGGUGGAUGAGAUCGAUGCUGCCUUCCUGAGAUCCCAGCAGUUUGAUCAAGCAGCUGAUGCUGAAUUUGCCUGGAUUGCAGAAACAGAAAAGAAACUGAUGUCUCUGGGUGAUAUUAGGCUUGAGCAAGACCAGACCACUGCUCAGCUGCAAGUUCAAAAGGCUUUUACCAUGGAGAUUUUAAGGCACAAAGAUACUAUAGAUGAACUUGUUAAAUCUGGGGAUAAGAUUAUGAAAACAUGCACUGAAGAAGAGAAACAGAUGAUGAAGAAAAAAAUUGAAAGCCUCUUACAGAAAUAUGAUCAAGUCUGUCAAAUGAACUCAGAGAGAAACCUCCAGCUGGAACGGGCUCAGUCCCUAGUCAACCAGUUCUGGGAGACUUAUGAAGAGCUUUGGCCAUGGUUAACUGAAACAGAAAUGAUCAUCUCUCAGCUUCCUGCACCAGCCCUUGAAUAUGAAACACUAAAACAACAACAAGAAGAACAUAGGCAACUGCGUGAGCUGAUUGCUGAGCACAAGCCUCAUAUAGAUAAGAUGAACAAAACUGGGCCUCAGUUGCUGGAGCUGAGCCCAGGAGAAGGCUUUUCUAUCCAAGAGAAAUAUGUGGCAGCUGACACCCUGUACAGUAAAAUUAAGGAAGAUGUCAAAAAGCGAGCACUGGCACUGGAUGAAGCCAUUUCUCAGUGUACCCAGUUCCAUGACAAGAUAGAUCCAACUCUGGAGAGUCUGAAGCGCAUAGUUGAACGUCUGAGGCAGCCACCGUCGAUCUCAGCAGAGGUUGAGAAGAUAAAAGAGCAGAUCAGUGAAAAUAAGAAUGUGUCAGUGGAUCUGGAAAAACUUCAGCCAGUGUAUGAGACACUUAAACAGAGAGGGGAGGAGAUGAUCGCUCGCUCAGAAGGCGCUGAUAAGGAUAUGUCUGCUAAAGCUGUUCAAGAUAAACUAGACCAAAUGGUCCUAAUUUGGGAGGACAUCCAGACUCUGACUGAGGAAAGAGAGGCCAAACUGUUGGAUGUAAUGGAACUAGCUGAAAAGUUUUGGUGUGAUCAUAUGGCUCUUGUAGCUACUAUUAAAGAUACUCAGGACUUCAUUCGAGAACUGGAGGGACCUGGAGUUGACCCAUCUGUAGUCAAGCAACAGCAAGAAGCUGCAGAGGCUGCUAAAGAAGAGAUUGAUGGACUACAAGAAGAACUAGAAGCAGUUGUGAGCCUUGGCUCUGAGCUGAGAGCUGCUUGUGGAGAGCCUGACAAACCCAUUGUCAACAAGAGUAUAGAUGAGCUGAAUUCUGCCUGGGAUGCACUAAACAAAACAUGGAAAGAACGUGUGGAUAAGCUUGGGGAAGCUAUGCAGGCAGCAGUUCAAUACCAGGAUGGACUACAGGCAUUAUUUGACUGGGUGGACAUUGCUGGCAGCAAGUUAGCAUCUAUGUCCCCAGUUGGAACAGAUCUGGAGACAGUGAAGCAGCAAACAGAGGAACUUAAGCAAUUUAAGACAGAAGCUUAUCAGCAGCAGAUAGAAAUGGAAAGACUGAACCAUCAGGCAGAACUAUUGCUAAAGAAAGCAACACAAGAGAGUGACAAGCACACUGUUCAAGACCCUCUCUCAGAGCUCAGACUAUUGUGGGACAGCCUAGAAGACAAAAUUAUAAGUAGACAGCACAAGCUGGAAGGUGCCUUGUUGGCCUUGGGGCAGUUCCAGCAUGCCCUGGAUGAGUUACUGGCAUGGCUGACACAUACAGAAGAUUUGCUGAAUGAACAAAAACCCGUGGGUGGAGACCCCAAGGCUAUUGAAAUUGAACUUGCCAAACAUCAUGUGCUACAAAAUGAUGUUUUCGCUCAUCAGUCUACGGUGGAAGCUGUUAAAAAAGCAGGAAAUGACCUGAUUGAAUCAAGUGCUGUUGAAGAAGCAAGUAAUUUACGGAGCAAGUUGGAACUCCUGAAUCAGCGCUGGCAAAACUUGUUGGAAAAAACAGAGCAAAGGAAGCAGCAGCUGGAUAGUGCCUUGAUCCAGGCUCAAGGUUUCCAUGGUGAAGUUGAGGAUCUGCAGCAAUGGCUGACAGACACUGAACGUCAGCUGUUGGCAUCAAAACCUGUUGGAGGCUUACCAGAAACAGCAAGAGAGCAGCUUAAUGCACAUAUGGAACUUUGUGCUGCCUUUGAGGCCAAAGAAGAGACAUACAAGUGUUUAAUGCAGAAAGGCCAGCAGAUGCUUGCAAGAUGCCCAGAGUCUGCUGAAACAAAUGUUGAGCAGGACAUAAAUAACUUAAAAGAAAAAUGGGAAUCUGUGCAAACAAAACUCAGUGAAAGAAAAACCAAACUGGAAGAAGCCCUCAAUUUAGCAAUGGAGUUCCACAACUCACUUCAAGAUUUCAUCAACUGGCUUACUCAGGCUGAGCAGACUCUAACUGCAGCUUCUCGGCCAAGUCUUAUCUUGGACACUGUCUUAUUUCAAAUUGAUGAACACAAGGUUUUUGCCACAGAAGUGAACUCUCAUCGAGAUCAGGUCAUAGAGCUGGACAAAAAUGGAACCCAUUUGAAAUAUUUCAGCCAGAAACAGGACGUUGUCCUUAUUAAGAAUCUGCUGAUCAGUGUACAGAGUCGAUGGGAAAAAGUAGUCCAACGCUUAGUUGAAAGGGGAAGAGCUUUGGAUGAUGCAAGGAAAAGAGCCAAACAGUUUCAUGAAGCCUGGCAUAAACUUAUGGAAUGGCUGGAAGAAUCAGAGAAAUCUCUGGACUCAGAUCUUGAAAUUGCAAAUGACCCUGACAAAAUAAAGAUGCAGCUUGCACAGCAUAAGGAAUUCCAGAAAUCUCUUGGUGCCAAACAUUCUGUGUAUGAUACCACGAAUAGGACUGGACGUUCCUUGAAAGAGAAAACCACCUUGGCUGAUGACAAUUUGAAACUUGAUGACAUGCUGAGUGAACUAAGAGAUAAAUGGGAUACAAUUUGUGGAAAGUCAGUGGAAAGACAAAAUAAACUGGAGGAAGCCCUGCUGUUUUCAGGACAGUUUACUGAUGCUCUGCAAGCUCUCAUUGACUGGUUAUACAAAAUUGAACCUCAACUAGCAGAAGACCAGCCAGUACAUGGAGACAUCGAUUUAGUAAUGAACUUGAUUGACAACCAUAAGGUUUUCCAGAAGGAGCUGGGAAAAAGAACCAGCAGUGUCCAGGCUCUGAAGCGCUCUGCAAGGGAGCUGAUAGAAGGCAGCCGUGAUGACUCUUCCUGGGUCAAAGUCCAAAUGCAGGAGCUGAGCACUCGCUGGGAGACAGUUUGUGCCCUCUCAGUAUCCAAGCAGACACGACUGGAACAGGCCCUUCGGCAGGCAGAAGAAUUCCACUCAGUUGUGCAUGUCCUUUUGGAGUGGCUGGCAGAGGCAGAGCAGGCUCUUCGUUUCCACGGCAUCCUCCCAGAUGAUGAAGAGGCCUUGAGAACGCUUAUAGAGCAGCACAGGGAAUUUAUGAAGAAACUGGAAGAGAAAAAGGCAGAACUGAAUAAAGCAACAGGUAUGGGAGAAGCUAUUCUGGCUAUCUGCCACCCAGACUCCAUCACCACCAUUAAGCACUGGAUAACCAUCAUCAGAGCCAGGUUUGAAGAGGUCUUAGCAUGGGCUAAACAACAUCAACAGAGACUGGCAGGAGCUCUGGCUGGACUCAUUGCUAACCAGGAGCUGCUGGAAGCCUUGCUGUCCUGGUUGCAGUGGGCAGAAACUACACUGACUGAAAAAGACAAAGAGGUCAUCCCCCAGGAGAUUGAGGAGGUUAAAGCACUUAUAGCUGAACAUCAGACAUUCAUGGAAGAAAUGACCAGAAAACAGCCUGAUGUGGAUAAAGUUACAAAGACCUACAAAAGGAAAGCACUUGAACCCUCUCCAGUACAAUCUCAUAUUCCUGUCCUUGAUAAGGGGAGAGCAGGAAGAAAGCGUUCCCCAACACCAGGCAUUUAUCCCUCAGCAGCCCAGGCACAAAUUGAAACCAAGAAUCCACGGGUAAACCUUUUAGUCAGCAAAUGGCAGCAAGUUUGGCUUCUGGCAUUGGAAAGAAGGAGAAAACUUAACGAUGCUUUGGACAGACUUGAAGAGCUGAGAGAAUUUGCCAACUUUGAUUUUGAUAUUUGGAGGAAAAAAUACAUGCGAUGGAUGAACCACAAGAAGUCUCGUGUGAUGGACUUCUUUAGGAGGAUUGAUAAAGAUCAGGAUGGAAAGAUUACAAGACAGGAAUUCAUUGAUGGAAUUCUUUCUUCAAAGUUCCCUACGAGCCGACUUGAAAUGAGUGCUGUUGCAGACAUUUUUGAUAGAGAUGGUGAUGGAUAUAUUGACUAUUAUGAAUUUGUAGCAGCUCUUCAUCCAAACAAGGAUGCAUACAAGCCUCUCACAGAUGCUGACAAAAUUGAAGAUGAGGUUACAAGGCAGGUAGCGAAAUGUAAAUGUGCGAAACGGUUUCAAGUGGAACAGAUUGGGGAUAACAAGUACAGGUUCUUCCUGGGAAAUCAGUUUGGUGACUCUCAGCAACUGCGCCUUGUUCGUAUCCUAAGAAGUACGGUCAUGGUCCGUGUUGGAGGUGGCUGGAUGGCACUUGAUGAGUUCUUAGUGAAAAAUGAUCCUUGCCGUGCUAAAGGGAGGACAAACGUGGAGCUGCGUGAAAAAUUCAUUUUGGCAGAUGGUGCCAGUCAGAGCAUGGCAGCUUUCCGACCAAGGGGCCGUAGAUCACGACCCUCUUCCAGAGGUGCUUCUCCCAACAGAUCUACUUCUCUGUCAAGUCAAGCUGGCCAGGCAGCUGCCCCACAGGCUGUUGCUACAAGUACACCGAAGACACCACAUCAUUUAACACGCAACUAUGGUAAACCAUGGUUGACAAACAGCAAAACAUCAACUCCUUCUAAGCCACCAGAAUCCUCAGACUAUCAAGGGUCAUCUGCAGAGGGAACACCAAUUCAAGGAAGUAAACUGAGACUGCCAGGGUAUCUAUCAGGGAAGGGUUUCCACUCAGGAGAAGACAGUGGCAUCCUGUCAACAGCAGCUACCAGAGUCAGAGCUCAGUUUGCAGACACCAGAAGAACUCCAAGCAGACCUGGUAGCCGAGCAGGAAGCAAGGCUGGCAGCAGGUCGAGCAGCCGCCGCGGCAGUGACGCGUCUGACUUUGACAUCUCAGAAAUCCAGUCUGUGUGCUCCGAUAUGUCAGAGACUGUUCCUGCCACCAGCAGGCCGACACCCCGAGCAGGCUCUCGGCCAGGAUCCGCCAAGCCUUCUAAAAUUCCAACCCCCCAGAGAAGGCCACUAGCCAGCAAAUCGGACAAGUCCUUGAAGAGAUAAUAUGAUUGGCUCCAUAAAGGUCUUUUCCUUUUGCAUUAAAUAUUUAAGUUCAUAAGAUGUAAAAUAUUAUGUAGAAAUUACUGUGAAAUAUCGCAAGAGGUGGAUUUUUAAUUCUGCAGAUGGCCUUAUUUGUGUAUUUGUCUUCUUAUUUUAUGUGUAUAAUUUUUGUCAGAUUUUUUUUUGUUUUGCCAUAUCCUGUGAGAAGGGGAAGAGUUCUAAUGUAAACUAACAGUUGUACACAGUAACAUGUAGAGAGUACGCUAAAAAGAAUUGCUGAAUGUACAGUGUACUGAAUGUACAGUAAGUCUCUGCAACCUCAAUAAAAAAGGCCUAUCACUAUGUCAUUAGUUAACAGUAAAGGAUACCUCAUGAUUUUUCUUUAAAAAAGAAAAAGAGAAUACUGAAAGCCAAAAGACACAAUUACACAUUUUGAGCUAACUAAACAAACACUAAAUGAUGUAUGUCAAAAGUACUAAGGAAUACAAACACACCUUCACAGUACCCUUAUUUAUACAGCAUCUCUCAGAGAACUCACAGAGUUAAUUAAGCACUUGCCAAUUAUAUGAUACUCCAAUACCUUGCAGCAUUUCUGUGCCAUUGCUUUCAAUGAGGCCAGACACAUUCUGGAUAUCUGAACUAUUAUUCUGUAAGAAUAUCAAUAUAAAGUGCAUUCAUGUAAAUGUGAGGUUUUCUUUUGCUUGAGUGGAUGGUAGCACUGUAUCAUUGAACUCAUUUUGUAUCAAAGCAAUUUUGCUUGCAGAAAGCUCAGAAAUAAACAUGUCCCUUAACUUUAUUUCUAUUGUAUUUCUUAUUUCACAGGAAGGUAAUUUUCUGUGUUAUGUUUUAGAGCAUAUGCCAUUUCAGAUGACCAAUAAUUACCAUAGGAACACAGGCUUUAAUGUUGUUUCCCAUUAUCAGCUAUCUGAUUUUGGUUAGCUACUGUAUUUGUUUAAUAAAACACUAAAUUGCACAUA